AUGGUCUGUGGAUGGCUGUAUUAUGGUGUUGAACGCGCUACACUCGCGUUGUACACCUAUAAGCCCUCAUCGGCGUCUAUGGGCAUCAGCCAGCCCUCCCCUCUACCUUCCACAUCGUCCGCUGCGCCUCCUUCGGCCGUACAGUUCAACCACGCCUCUCUACCGUUUCGGGUCCGGCCGGGCGAGUAUCUCGAAAUACGGCGGAUCAGGCGGGCGCCCGCCGAGAAGGUGAAAGGCGAAGAGAGUACUCCCAAGACGGGCGGAGAGGCGCUGAAGGGUGUGCCGAGAUACCUCGGCCGGGAUGGAUACGUGUUUCGGGCAGGCGAGGAUGCGCCGAACGUACCUGUCAAUCAGGUCCAGGUGCCAGACUCAGUCGCCACUGCAUUCAGGCUACAGCACCGGUCUGAUGUGGAGAUCAUCCGGCUCUCGGACUCAAGCUUAGCCCAUAUCGACCACUUUGAGCUGCGCUUCUCGCAAUACCUCGGUCGGGCAGAUAUGUGGCGUCUCGGCAUGUCGCUCGAGGGACACACGAUCCACGUCGGCGAGAAGAUCAACCUCGCGGGCGGAGCGAUUCGAGCCGAAGUCCAUGCGAUCUGGCGAGGCGGGGACCGAUACUCCAGCGGGAUCGUCACGAGCAAGUCGAAGACCAUCUACCGGAGUCGAAGUGCGCAGGUCUACAUCUUCAUUCAGCUCUGCCAGGAGACGUAUCAGUUUGACGAGGACGGGGAGCGAUACCUCGAGAAGGUUGUUCAUAAUCUGUUUGCUAGAUGGGGUAAAGGCGCCGCUUCGCAUCUCGUCACUAUCAUCCUCUUUGGUCGGAUCAUCUACCACCCAACUUCGGUGGCGUACAUGGAAGAACAUGGUCUGACGGUGGGACUGAGAAAAGACUCGAACGAUAAAUGGGUCAAGGACUUUUAUCGCGUCGUGUUUGAUUUCGAGCGGCGGACGGACUGGGUGCAGGCUUUACCGGAGAUCAAGCAGAGACUGGAGAAGAGUGAGCGGGAGGUAUUGAUGGAUUUCCACUUGGGGUUGAUGGAGGGGCAAAAAGGCAAGGAUACGGUGCCGAAGCGGAUACUGGGGAAAUGGAGCUUUGCAUAUGAUGGUUGCGUCCUCGAAGCAGUCAAUCUCGCUCUCAACCCCUUUGACGAACACCAUAUCGACCGUGACCUCUCGCGGACCGGUCUGAACCUCACCGUCAUCUCCCCGGGUACCGGUCAUUUCGCGGUCGACAAGAAUCUGCUCCGACUCACAACGGAACGAAUGGUCGACCAUGGCAUCAGCCUGGACUUGGUGUGUCUUACCAAGAUGCCCCUGCAUAGCGUCCCGCUCUUCAGCUAUGUCAGCAAAAGGCCGGUGGCAAAGGAGGGCAAGGUCAAGGCGGGGACGGCGACUCCGGAUUUGCUCUACUUUGACGCGCAUCUGUCGAGCGCGACGGAUGUAGAGCUGGCAGACUGUUACUCUAUACCUAAAUGGGUCAAUGCGUCCUUCUACUCGCGAACGGCCGACAAGCCAUUCCGGGAUGACCGCUUCAUCCCCCGCUGCAAAAUGUACGAAAUCCAGAUGCUCGGUAUCCUCGAUCACAACCUCACGACCGUCACUAUCCCCCUCCUCGACGUCGAGGAUACCACGCGGCAGAUGAAGGCGAUGACGGCGGACGAGCGCAAGCGGCUCCGGGAAGACUUUGACUCGGCGACUUUUGGGGGCGCGAAGCGGGAGGAUCCACCAGCGGCUAGGCUGUCCCCGCCCACAAUCGUGGAGGGGAGCAGGCCGUCCAGCUUUGUGGCGAGCUACCAGUCGGCUCGGCUCGUCGCGCUCAUGCAGCAAGAUACGGCGGAUAGGGAGGCGGCAUCGAAGUCGAUCAGGGAGGAUCUGCCGGUCAAGCCGGUGGCGCACUCGCCGACGACAUUGACGAUCGGUUGGUCCCCUGCCAAAUUGCCCAAACAGCUCGAGGAAGAACCGCUCGAUCUCCACCGAACGGAAAUACGGGGUACCUCGCCCGCUCCGUCAUCAUUGUCGAUGCUUACCAAGCAAUCGACCUUGAGAUCCGCCUCGCCUUCGCACUCCACUACCGAAGCCCAGCCGGAGCUAGGCCAAGCGGACCACGGAUCGGGUCAGUCCACGCCCAGAGUGACGCCGGGGAAACGGCUACGGAAUCAGCCUAGUCGGGGGUCUUUUGCGUCCCGCUUCGGCCCCAAUUGGCUCUUUGGCGCGUUCGGCGGACGGUCACAGCCGUCCUUUCCUGCCGCGGCGGCGGAGACGGUCGGUCGGCAGGACGUGUCCAUCACGACCAACGAGGGCGGGAGCCAUCCACCUUCACCUGUCGUUCCUGCCAAGACGGCACCUCGGCCCCGACCCAUGGCUGUGCCCGGCGCGGUGGAGGUCCAGCCUCCCACCCCCUCUCCCCAUCGCGAGAAGUACACCACCUCUACCGCACACACUACCCCCUCCAAAGCCACCCAACCUGUUCCUAUCGCCUCACGCCGUCCUCUUCCCGGAACAGAAGAGGAACUCUCCAAAUCCCUCCGCAAUUCCGUCAAAUUCCAGCAGUCCUCCCGGUCGCCCGCGGACUCGUGGGGCCGAUCCGCCGACCUCGGUCGCGCAAGUCGACACGUCACCGUCAACCCGUGCAACCCUCGCGAGAACUUUGACCCGGCCAUCCUGGAGGGGAGGCGAUGGCAGCAUAUCCGCCCAAUCAACAUGUCCGACUCGGCCAAUUCACACUUGAUGAAAUGGACGAGUCUGUGUGCGCCGGCGUGUCUGCCGUUGACUACGGACUAUCUACCCACCUCGAGGGAGAUUUCAGAAUUCUACGAGGUCAACUCGUACGACAUCGCCUGCUUUUCGGAUCAGGUGUCGUUCUUGAUUAGGCCGGACGUGGCGUCGGGGAACCUGGCUCUGGCGGUCAUGAGGGAGAUGGCGUCUCAGCGAUUGACCCAAAACUUCCAAUACAUUGUCCUCCCGCACGAUACCGAACAACGGACGGCCGAACUCGCGCGCGUCGCACAUCGCAAGAUCCUCGCAUCGGGUGAAUCUAUGGCGGACGACCUGCGCAUCGGGGGCGCGUCCGAAGCGCUCCGUGAUGCCGAUAGCGUCAUCUACUUGUUGCUGAGCCACCACAUCCACCGGCUUAGUUGCGAUACGCACAAACAGAGCGUGACGGUGCAGAAGUUUGUGCGAAGGUUAAAGUACGCGACGGAGGCGGUCAAAUAUCAGGCGCUGGUGUGGCCCGCGCAGAUGAGGGGGUUUGGGCUGGUAGAUGCCGAGUUCAAGUAUCCUAAUAUCGAAAGCAAGCUUGGUUUCAAUUAUUUGGACCGCUUGAUCAACGGAGAUGAGGCCGAUUUGAACGAUAAAGUCAAGUACUGGCGGACGCGGUAUAUCCUCAUUCCGUCCGGCAAGGAUCCGCUUCACAAUAUCGCCUCGGUCAUGCCCAAAGGCGACACCUUUGAAUGGUACGAAGUCCUCAUGGAGGGAGCGUACCGUGUCGUCGACGUCUUCAACAAGCACUGCCUCAAGCGCCAAAAUUCCACUCAUACCGCCGCUUUCCACCUCGGCGGAUCGACCCUCCGCGGAAGCAAAGACGACAAGCCGCUCAAGCUCAUUCCGACGACGUGGGACCCGUCCGCGUGUGUCUUGGACGAAGGGCUGAUGGCGGAGCGGGAGAGGGUGUUUCGGAAUGAAGAGGUGUUUGAGCGGGGGAAGCGGAUCGAGGGGAUGACACUGGCGGGUGUAGGGGAGAUGAUGACCAAGUUGAAGAAUGGCCUGGUCAUUAGGGAUAGGUGGUGGCAUUUCUCGGUUCAUGAGGAUUCGUUUACCGGCGAGCAGUUUUGCGAGUGGUUACUCAAGACGUUUGAGGAUGUCAAGACGAUCGAUCAGGCUGCCGAUUGGGCAAGAUCUCUUUUUGAUAAGGGUCUCAUCGAACACGUGACUGGCGCACAUGCCUUUUACAAUUAUGGUCACUUCUACUACCGCCUCCGACCUGGGUACGACAAGAAUGCCAAAAACCGGCGGACGCUACAGUGGUUCAACGAAUCCUCGUCCGCCAAUCCGGCGCCGCAAGACCCUCGGGACGUGAUUGACCGUCAUGCGAAGCUGUCCACCUCCCCUUACUCGAGCUCGCACGCCGACCAGGCGCCCAUCGCGCAGCUCGCAGCUGGGAACCGCAAGAAGCGCAAGAUCCGGAUGAGCCAGAGCGUCGUCAUUGACCUGGAUCCCAAUAAGCGCUCGGACCGCGCCGAAGUGGCCAUACUGCAUGCGGAUAUCAUUCAUAAUGCCCGGAAUGCAUUGCACUUUGAGCUGAAUUGGCUGGGCGUCACUGCUGGGCUUUUGGACGAGCUGCGGUCGAAAUGCGCCGCUCAGGCCGAGAGGUUCGGAUUGCGGUUCAUCGAGGCGCCCGUCGAGCAAAUCAAGGACAUUUCUUCCCGGUGCGCAUACCGUGCCCCCAUCCCUAUCCUCCUCGCACUCGAACCUCCCUUCAUCCCCGACCUCGCGGCCCGUCUGCGCCAGACCUCGCCCGACCAAUCCACCGGCAACUUUACCAACUGGUUCGAGUACCGCAUCCUGACUGAGAAAUUCGGGUUCGUGCUCGACGUGGAAGGCAGGGAUCGAUACCCCGAUACCGUCGAGGUGGAGUAUCUGUACCGGACCGACUCGUCCUCGGCGGGUCUGGGCGGGUUCGACUACUCGCAAUUCUGCCACAAGUCGGGAUUGGCGCUCGUGCAGUGUAUAGGCGGCAAAGAGGGGUUUUUAUGGGCGGACAAUAGACCGUUUAUAUCCAGUCAUGGGAGAGGGACAGGGCGAGGCGGCGGGAGUGGUGGUGGGAGUGGAGAGAAUUACCCCAUGGCGCCUGUGCCGAGGUUGGGGAGGGCGGAGGAGGCGAAAUUGCUCAAAGAGGAGAUGGAGCGGUUUUGUGCGGAUGAAGAGGGGCUGAGGAGAUUCUAUGAGGAAGUGACGCCAAAGGAGUUGGUCAAGGAGGAUGAGGUGGAAGAGAAGGGGGGGUUGGAUAUUCCGGGGAGGGAGAAGGAGGGGUAG
This is a messenger RNA of Dioszegia hungarica, 5028 nucleotides long. RefSeq lists its product as uncharacterized. Gene Ontology annotation, molecular function: GTPase activator activity. The coding region runs from base 1 to 5028 and encodes 1675 amino acids. The record is from RefSeq and is a predicted model, not a curated record. The transcript has 11 exons. NCBI's taxonomy places the organism in Eukaryota, Fungi, Basidiomycota, Tremellomycetes, Tremellales, Bulleribasidiaceae. Gene Ontology annotation, cellular component: GATOR1 complex. Gene Ontology annotation, biological process: intracellular signal transduction; positive regulation of autophagy; negative regulation of TORC1 signaling.